CCUCAAUUCCAGACUUUUUCGCGCUGCUUGAUACGAAAAUUAUAAUACUGCCCCUCCAGUCAAGCUUUUGGGAGUAUCUGCAUUGUUGCUUUAUUAUCAGUGCCGGGCAUGGUACGUGAAGGCUGAAUGCACUAAAAGAAUUCCCGCCAAUAUUGCGUCCGGACAAAGCUCUGUAGGGUUGCAUAGGCGACAGUCACCCAACCACCAGCGGCGUAAGGCUUGAGGCGCGCAGAUAUAUUCAUCUUGACAGCCGCCAUGUUUGAGAUACCAGAAGCCAAGAGAGUUCGGAGGGACGAACUCUUUGACAACUCCGGUUCGGAGUCUGAGGAUGGAAACCGCGACGAGGCCGCCGCGGCAGCUGCCCAGGCAAAGCUGCAAGAACAGUUGUCGUCGCUGAUUACCUUUGACGCCCCAGCCCCGCCGGAGCAGGACGGACCGGCCGACGAGGCAGAGCCCGCGGCGGCAGAGGAGGUCUUUGAGUUCAAACUGUUCGCGACGUCCAAGGGCGGCGCCGCGACCGCCAGCAGGGUCGUGCUCGCGGCUCAGGAGGAUCCGACGGCGGCCCACGACGCCGGGGACGCCGGUGGGUUCGUGGUGGCCCGUCGACCGCAGAGCUACUACGUCGCGGGCCCGCCGACGGCCGAGCAGCAGGCGCAGUUCGAGGCCGCGGCGGUCACGGGCGAGCAGAUCCUGGCUGCGGCGGGCCAGCGAUGCUGGGGGUGGGAGGUGCCGUGGAGAGUGACCAAGAUUGUGGUCUCUUCGUCGAAAUGUACGGCUGCUGCUGCGGUCAAGAAGGAAAAGUCUGGGGAUGCGAGCAAGAAAAGGAGGCGCCCUGGCAAGAGAAAGAGGAUAGCAAUCCGGAUAAAAACGAAAAAGGCAAAGGAGCUGGACAAGGAGAAACAAACCAAGGAGGAGCACCUCAAGGCCAAAAAGAAGCGUCUCAACCGGGAGAGGCAGCUCAAGAGGAGACAAAAGGAGAGGGAAAAGAAACAGGCUAUGCGGGCGGAUGGGGAUGGUGAUGGAUCAGUGCAGGGUGCAGGUGAGGCUGCUCCUGCGUCUGGCGAUGCAAUGUCAGAAUGAUUAUUGGUGAUAUAUUUAAUUAAUUUGAGCGGUC
Pyricularia grisea is the source of this 1114-nucleotide messenger RNA. RefSeq lists its product as uncharacterized. The record is from RefSeq and is a predicted model, not a curated record. The transcript has 2 exons. NCBI's taxonomy places the organism in Eukaryota, Fungi, Ascomycota, Sordariomycetes, Magnaporthales, Pyriculariaceae. The coding region runs from base 256 to 1080 and encodes 274 amino acids.